Oryza sativa Japonica Group (Japanese rice) is the source of this 1419-nucleotide messenger RNA. Its product is annotated as NAC domain-containing protein 83. NCBI's taxonomy places the organism in Eukaryota, Viridiplantae, Streptophyta, Magnoliopsida, Poales, Poaceae. Gene Ontology annotation, molecular function: DNA binding. Gene Ontology annotation, biological process: regulation of DNA-templated transcription. The record is from RefSeq and is a predicted model, not a curated record.
GGUGGUCGCUGCCUUGCGCCGCAGAGCAACGCGACAGCGCAAGUGACAGUGACACAGCGUCGUCUCAGCUCAGCUCGGCUCCCGAGCUUGAGUCUUCCUCACGCCACUGCUCCCCCCUCCCCGCCCCGCGUCGAACACCUUCCUCCUCCCGCUAUAAAUCCCUCUCGUCUCCCUCCUCCACCUCUCCCCCCGCCUCUACUCCCCGCACACCCGCGACAAGCUCAGCUCGGCUAGGCCAAGACGGUGGCGAGCGGCGGCGAUCUGGUGCUCUGCUUGGGUUGAGUUCUUGAUUUUGCCGAGGUGUAUCGAUGGAGACGACGGCGGCGAAGAAGCUGCCGCCGGGGUUCAGGUUCAGGCCCACCGACGAGGAGCUUGUGGUGCACUACCUCCGCCGCCGCGCGCUCGGCUCCCCUCUCCCGCCCGCCGUCGACAUCCCCGAUGUCCGCCUCCUCGCGCAUGACCCCUCCGACCUGCUUCCUCCAGGGUGGAGUGAGCAGGAGAGGUACUUCUUCACGUGCAAGGAGGCCAAGUAUGUCAAGGGGCGCCGCGCCAACCGCGCCACGGGCGCCGGGUACUGGAAGGCGACGGGGAAGGAGAAGCCGGUGGCGGUGUCCGUGGCGGCGGCGCCGAGGAGCCAGGCCGCCGCCGUCGUCGUCGGCAUGAAGCGCUCCCUCGUGUUCUACCGCGGGAAGCCGCCGACCGGCAAGAAGACGGACUGGGUCAUGCACGAGUACCGCCUCGCCGGCGCCGGCCUCGCCCCGUGCCGCCGCGCCGCCACCGCCGACCACCCGGCGCGCCCCGCCGAGGGCUGGGUGCUCUGCCGCGUGUUCCGGAAGAAAGGCUCCGCGGCCGCGUCGACAGCCAGCCCCACCGCCGACGCCGACGACGACGACGCCACCACGGAGCGCGCCGACGACGCCGCGGCGGGCGUCCGGUUCAUCGACUUCUUCGCCCGCGCCGACGCGCGGCGGCGCCGCGCGGCGUCGCCGGUGUCGUCGAGCUGCGUGACGGAUGCGUCGGCGGAGCAUUGCAGGGAGCAGGAGACGACGAGCCGGAACGGCGGCGCCGCCGCCGGCGACGCCUCCGACUAAGCUAGGCAAGGCAAGCCUUGCAAGAUUGUAGCAAGAAAGAGGCAGGGUUAAGCUUUGUUUGUAAGUUUGCUUAACGAAAUCGCCCCCAAAAAAAAAAUGCAGGAGGACAAGACAGAGAGUAGCUCAAGAGUGUUCAGUGUAGCUCAAGAUCUGUUAAAACUAAUGUAUCUGAUUUUUAAUCUGCUGUUUUUUGUUUUGUGUUUUAUUUCACAGUGCCACACGCACCCGCGGUGCUCGUCCCAAAUUCGGUGAGCUCAAUCGCAAAUUCGCAUUAAAUUGGAUUAGAUUUUUUUUUUACAAAAUUCAGUUUGACUUAAGUUGGUCCCAA